GAAGUUGUCUUUUUUUUUUUUUUUUUUUUUUUUUAAGAUUUUACCACCGGAAGUUAGCUACACCAAGUUUCAGUCCAAACAGAUGGGAAGUUGGAGAUUUUAGGAAGCAGCCGGAGAAAUCAUGUUUUGUCCAUAUUGUGGAAUAAAUCUACAGAUUGUCCUGCUAUACUGUGCCUCAUGCGGCAGGAGUAUUCAGUUUUUGAGAAGUCUUCAAUCGGAAGGUCCUGAAGCAACCAUGGUGGAUGAACUUAUUCACAAGUAUUUCGCAGAGGGCCAUACCUCUGAAAUAAUAUUGGACUUACUGGCAACCAAGCACAACAUUUCAAUGAGUCUCAGCACUUUAAAAAGAAGACUACGAGAUGCAGACCUGACUAAGAGAACUAACUAUACUCCUAUUGCUACUGUACGGGAAGCCAUUUCUGAGGAGCUUCAGGGAUCAGGCAGGCUUUUAGGAUACAGAGCAAUGUGGCAGAUUCUCAAACAAAAGUACUCAUUAACAGUGAGAAGAUGUGAUGUGAUGAACCUAAUGAGAGAACUUGACCCAUCUGGGAUAGAGAACCGUUCUCAGAGAAGAUUUGUCCGAAGAACGUACCACUCAACGGGACCAAAUGAAGUCUGGCAUGUUGAUGGAUAUGACAAACUCAAACCCUUUGGAAUUGCCAUAAGUGGCUGUAUUGAUGGCUUCUCCAGAAAAAUUAUGUGGCUUGCAUGUGGAAAGUCCAACAAUGACCCAAGUGUCAUUGCUCAAAAUUAUAUUAAAUGUGUAGCUGAAUUUGGAGUUUUCCCAAUGCGCCUCCGCACGGACUGUGGCACAGAAAAUGGACUUAUGGCAGCACUCCAUUGUUCUUUGAGAUCAGAGCAGAGCGAUGAACUUGCAGGAACCAGAAGUCACAUGUAUGGCACUUCAACAUCAAACCAGCGCAUUGAAAGCUGGUGGUCAUACUUUCGUAAACAAAGGAUACAAUUUUGGAUAGAUCUGUUUGGUGACUUGAGGGAGAGGCAUCUGUUCAAUGGCAGCUAUGAACACACAAGGUUGCUGCGACACUGCUUUCUGGAUGUGCUACAGAAAGAACUGGAUGAAUACAAGCACCACUGGAACACUCACAUUAUUCGUCCUGUUCGGCAGUCAAAUUGCCCAUCUGGAAGACCAGAGGCAAUGUACUUUUUGCCUCACAGAUUCAAUGGGAUGAACUGUGGAUUCCCAGCAUCCCCACAAACUGUGAGCCAGCUUGAAAGACAUGUGCCAGCACCAGCAGCGCCCGAUGGGGACAGUGACCAGCAUGACUUUGAAGAACUGCAAAGACAGAGUGGUUUGGCACCACCUCUUCAGUGGCAGCCUGCUGUAGAGAACUACAUCACCCUGAAAAACAUGACUGACAUUUAAUCUUAAUUUCACAUUCAGACUAAUUCAGCUACCAAAUGGAGAGAACAUUAUAUUUCCAGACAUAACCCUUUGACAUAUAGGAAAACUACAACUUUUAGAAACAGCUGACAGAACAAAAUGAAGGAAAACAAAGGGCAUGUUCAAAGUUUUGAUCUUUUGACAAAAUAAGAGUCUAUAGCUGAGAAUUUCACUUUUCUGUCCUGAACACAGAACCUUUUUUUUUUGGUACAUUUACAUAGUUCAGACUGUUUAAAAACAGCCAAAGCCAGGGGAAUUCUUAAUCCCAAAGUUCAUGUUGGCUUUGAAGGUGUUGUAGUUAUCCAAGAGAGGCAGCUUUAAAGUGUUGGCACAUGUAUUUGCCAUGGGGAACUUGGAAGUGGUAAGGAAUUGAAGGCGUGGCUGAGGAUUCAUGCCAGCAGGAGGUAUGCAUGGCACACCUGUGGCAAACAUGAAGAUCUCCUCCAGAGUCACUGCACUGUCAUUGUCUAAAAUUAGAAAGCAUUUGAACAUAUUUACUCAAUUGUAAUUUGGGGGGAUUACAUCACUGAAAAUUAUAUUAACUAACCUUCGCAGUCAAGAAGGUAAUCUGCCCAGAAACUUCUUGCUUUGUUCUCCAGGACCCUCAUGUUGCUUCCCACAGGACUGAGGUGGGGUUGGAAUAGGUUUUCCAUGUCUGUCGCAGUUAAUUUGUGAUUUGAAUGACAGAGAACAGGAGUUAGGACAGCAGGAUGCUGCUGCAGUGCUGUUAGAAACUUCAGACUGGCAAGUCCAUCUUUGAACCUAAAAUGCAAUAAUACAGUGGAUUGUAAGUAAUAUGUCUUACUGUUAACUGUUUAAGCAACAGCAA
Molecule: messenger RNA, 2231 nt
Organism: Melanotaenia boesemani (Boeseman's rainbowfish)
Lineage: Eukaryota; Metazoa; Chordata; Actinopteri; Atheriniformes; Melanotaeniidae
Exons: 5
Coding region: 122-1384 (420 amino acids)
Molecular function (GO): nucleic acid binding
Source: RefSeq, a predicted model, not a curated record